Mesorhabditis spiculigera is the source of this 1164-nucleotide messenger RNA. The record is from the annotation of a GenBank genome assembly. NCBI's taxonomy places the organism in Eukaryota, Metazoa, Nematoda, Chromadorea, Rhabditida, Rhabditidae.
AUGCCCGACCACGAUGAUGAUCUCCUCGUUGAGGGCAACACACUAACGAAAGCCUGGCUGGCCAAGGAGCUGGAGACACAUUUUGAUGAAAAGCCGACGAUCACUGAGGUUGCCAGUCUUGGCCCUGACACCCUAGGCUACAUGUCGGCGAUGCGGCGUGUUCGUCUACACUGGGAGAAUCCGGCUGAUAAACCGCAAUCCCUAGUAAUAAAGAUGCCCAGCUUUGUGGCGGCUACGGCGGCCUGGAAAGAGUCUGCAGAGACAAAGCACGACCUGGAAGACCAAGGACAGGUUGUCAUCUCGAUGAUGCAUGAUUGUGAAGCUAGGGUGUAUGCAAUGUUGUCGAAAUAUCCCGAGUUCCGACUUUCCAUCCCCUUCGUGUACACGACGCUCCAGAUGAACACCGGGACCCCAAUUAUCGUAAUGGAAGACCUGGAACGGGGCUGCACCUAUGAUGUGGUGGAUGGAUUCUCGGAGAAGCAGCUCUAUGCCAUCGUCGACGAGCUGGUGAAGCUGCACGUGCUGAGCUUCAAGUACCGCGAGGUGGUCACGUGCGGGAUUGAUUCAGGUAACUGCGCGCCGCCCGAACAGUUUGAGGAUCUCGUCCGAGGAGUUGCUGAUCAGCUAUUGAAGCAACGCGGAGAUGAACUGGCGGCCAUCAGGAUUCUUAAAAAGCACUAUAUAGAUAUCGAUUGGUUCCAGGAACUGCUGAAGCUCACAAAAAACGGACAUACCGUACUCACGCACGGCGAUCUCUGGGCUCCACAAAUCUUGUGGAAAGGCGACAAAAUCCUAGGCAUCGUCGAUUGGGCCCUAUGCAAAGAGGGAGGUUUGACAGUUGACCUGAUGCACGUUCUCUCAAUGAGCGUCCCAGCAAAAUUACGACAUGAAAUCACGGAAAGCUUGCUCGUCUACUAUCACGAGCAGCUGAACGAGAAGUUGGAGGCGCAUGGCAUUGAUGAGAAAAUUACCAUGGAGAUGAUAAAGAAAGACUGGCACGACAAUAUGCCAUACCACGCCACGUUGGCUGUUUUUGCCGCCGGAAUGUGGAGUAAUUCACCUGUGUUAAAACGCGGCCGAGACGACGAUGAGGCUCGGAUUAACGAGAUAAUGCAGCGCUGCAAAGCGUUCGUUGAAGAGACCGUGGCAGCACAUCAAUGGGAG